AUGAAGACGCGUUACCCGGAAAAGUCCCAUGCUGAGGUAAUUGAAAAAGCAGAUGCCGUUGAAGACUUUGCAAGAUUAAGCAGCAAUAUUGUUGAGGACGAAAGAUUUCAGUUCAACGACAGCAUAUGGCAAAGAGAAAAAAAGGAAGAAUCCAAAAAAGGAAUUGUAUAUCUAUCACAUAUACCUGUAGGCUUGAACGUUUCGAAAAUUCGAGAAAUUUUUAGUAAAUAUGGUUCAGUUGAUAAAAUACAUUUAAAUAAAAUAAAAGAUGAAGAGAUUAACAUUGUGAAUACUGAAACACGUAACAAACGAGUAAAGUAUCAUGAUGGGUACAUCGAAUUUUUCGAUAAAAAAGAUGCCAAAAAGGUUGAAAGGUUAUUAAAUAAUCAAAUGAUUGGAGGAAAAAAGAGAAAAAAUUUAUUAAGAGAAAAGUUUUGGCAUAUUAAAUAUUUGAAGCAUUUUACGUGGAGUAAUUUGGUCUCUUCUGUGUUAUAUAGAAAUAUUUCAAGAAAAGAAAAACUCAAACAUUCUUUAAAAAUUAUGUACAAAACUUAUGAAGAUUAUUUAGAAAAAAUUAACGAAUCGGACAAAGUCCAUAACAGCGAAGAAGUAGCAAGCGUGGGGAGGACUAGGGUGAUUGAUAAAAAAAAGAAAAAAUAUAUAUACCUCAAAAAGAGCAUGAACAGAUUAAACUUUGUAACUAUAAAAGAAGAUCAAUGGACAGCUGGAGCAUAUGAGACGAGAGAGGCCGCAAAAGAACAGCUAUUGGCGGACGAGGAAAAUAAAAAAAAAAAUAAAAUAAAUGGCAAAAAUGAACGAAACAGUAUAAAUGAACGAAACAGUAUAAAUGAACGAAACAGUAAAAAUGAACGAAACAGUAUAAAUGAACGAAACAGUAUAAAUGAACGAAACAGUAAAAAUGAACGAAACAGUAUAAAUGAACGAAAUAGUAUAAAUGAACGAAAUAGUAAAAAUAAAGACAGCGCAAUUUCGCCUGACCUUUUGAAGUUGUUAAUGUGA
Messenger RNA from Plasmodium malariae, 1020 nucleotides. Its product is annotated as small subunit rRNA processing protein, putative. NCBI's taxonomy places the organism in Eukaryota, Apicomplexa, Aconoidasida, Haemosporida, Plasmodiidae. Bases 1 to 1020 code for a protein of 339 amino acids. Gene Ontology annotation, biological process: endonucleolytic cleavage in ITS1 to separate SSU-rRNA from 5.8S rRNA and LSU-rRNA from tricistronic rRNA transcript (SSU-rRNA, 5.8S rRNA, LSU-rRNA); small-subunit processome assembly; endonucleolytic cleavage in 5'-ETS of tricistronic rRNA transcript (SSU-rRNA, 5.8S rRNA, LSU-rRNA). The transcript has a single exon. Gene Ontology annotation, molecular function: RNA binding. The record is from RefSeq and is a predicted model, not a curated record. Gene Ontology annotation, cellular component: nucleolus.